This is a messenger RNA of Zootoca vivipara (common lizard), 9366 nucleotides long. It is a transcript of the gene FAM89A, whose product is annotated as family with sequence similarity 89 member A. The record is from RefSeq and is a predicted model, not a curated record. NCBI's taxonomy places the organism in Eukaryota, Metazoa, Chordata, Lepidosauria, Squamata, Lacertidae.
CCGAGCAGAGCCGAACAGAAGAGAGCCUUUCUCUGCGAGGGAAGGAGGCGGCUCUUGUUUUCUUUCGCGGCAGACUUCGCUCAGCUGGGCUGAGGUGACCGGCUGGCCGCCUUGCCCCGCCGGGUGCCAUGAGUGGGUCGGGGCUGCCCGGAGGCGGCGGUGGCGGCGGCGGGUCUGGGUUGCCUCCCCUGCCGAAGAGCCUGAGCGGCUUGUUGAAUUCUUCUUCGAGCGGGGUCGGCCCGGGCGGAGCAGGCGGGCGCUGGCGGGACCUGGAGCGGCUCUACGCGCAGAAGUCCCGCAUCCAGGACGAGCUGAGCCGCAGCGGAGGCGGCGGAGGGGGAAGAGGAUCCCCGCGGCCGCCCAAGCCUCCCAACCUGGACGCCGCUUUGGCCUUGCUGCGGAAAGAGAUGGUUGGUCUCCGGCAGCUAGAUAUGUCAUUAUUAUGUCAACUAUACUCCCUUUAUGAGUCAAUUCAAGAAUAUAAAGGUGCCUGCCAAGCUGUAUCAAGUGCAGACUGUGCAUAUGCUCUGGAAAAUGGCUUUUUUGAUGAAGAGGAGGAAUAUUUCUAAGAACACAGCCGUUCCCUGGAGUAGAGCUGAGAUCAUCGGCGUCUAAUUGGAACUUAAAGUGCAUUCCUGCCUUGUGCUGAAGAAAAGACUCUCUGCUACUUUGCAGCCCAUUUAUUUCUGGAAUGCUGUCAACCCGAGUUACACAUUGUGUGAAUCCCCCUUUAAGGAAAGCCAUGUGCAACAAAUUUUAAGGCGUCCUCAAGCAUGUUUGACAGGCCAUGUCAGUAUAAUUUGUGAACUGGGUGUUUCUAGUUUGCACAUGUUGGAAAAUAACUUUCUAUUAACCGUUGCUUGGGAUCAUGUAAGGAAGAAAUGACAUCUGGAGUGUUCUGACAUGUAAAACAUUAGUAGUUAUUAUAUAUGUAUUUUGUAAACAUUUGAAUAGUCUUUGAACUGAUUUAAACUUUUUUUAAAAAAGUCUUGUUAAAAACUCAGAGCUUUGAGGACCAACAUCUACCUUCUCCAGUACUGUACUGUAUUAGAUACUUUUCAAAAUCUCAGAUACACUUCUAAAAGCCUCUUACCAUAUUUUUUCUAUCCCAAAGUUUACAAAUGUUAGGACUCUUACCCUCUUUCCCCAGUGAUCCAGUUCACUCUUUCGCUCACGUAAGUUUUAGCUAUUUUAAUCCAAUCCAUUUAAAGUUUUGUAACACUUGGUAUAUUUUUACACAAAUACAGUGAAAGCAUAUGGGUCUUCCUUAUUGUGAGCUUAUAUAAGUGUAAUUAGAUUGCUUAUUCAGUGAAUAGUAAUAUAAAGUAAAUUUGACAAAAAUUGAGACCAACAGCAGUAUUUUAUACUCCUUAAUGCUUGGAAGAGAGCUGUGAACUUUGUAUCUUUUAAAUCCAAAGGAUGUGUACAAAUUAUUUGUAGGUUAUUCUAUGCAGCUUUGUUUUUUUAUACUAUUGUAACAGAAAACUCAAGCUUGACCUGUAAUUUAUUAAACUUUAUACCAAACAUGGUGUGUGUGUAAAUAAGUAAAAUUAUCUAAGUACAGGCAAGCCUGCCUCCUUCACAAAUAAAACACAAACUGCCACCUCAAUCAUGUUGUCAGGUUUUGCACAGAGGGUGCUUCCAUGAAGGAAUUUUCAGGGAACCAGUACAGUUGUACCUUGGACCUCAAACACCUUGGCUCCUGAAUUAAAUUGGCUCGCAAACAAUCAAAACCCAGAAGUGAAUAUUCUGGUUUUUGAACGAUUUUCGGAAGUUGAACGUCCAGUGUGGCUUCCGAUUGGCUACAGGACGCUCCCGCAGCCAAUCGGAAGCCGCACAUUGGUUUUCGAAAGGUUCCAGGAGUUGAACGGACUCCCAGAACGCAUUCUGUUUGAGAACCAAGGUAAAACCAUAUCAGGAUGGUCACCUGUGAGACUAGAUACAGAGUAAGUCUGUUUCAAUGGGACUUAAGUGUAGCUAUUUUAAUCUGGCUGUAACUUAGAAAUUCUUACUACUAUACCGGUAUGUGUAAAGGUGGUGGAAUUUGCUUGGCUUUGGUUUUCCACCAUGUACUCAAAAUAUAUAGCAGCAUGAACACUUGAAUAGCUAGUUUAACUAGUGAUCCUGGAAUCGCUAUCAAGUAGGGCCUUUGUUGGUGACAGUGCCCACAUAUGGAUGCAACCAAUGAAUUUCUAAUAAAGGCACAGCCCUAGUGCAGAUUCUUGUAUUGCAGACACCACAGUGUCCCCAAUCCAUCAGUAACUUGGAUAGCAACACGUUCCCAGGGCUACCUGCAGACACUGGUCUGAAUCUCCUUCACGCUUCACACAAGCAUUGUUCUGGAGCACAAUUCACACAGCAAGGAAGUGGAGCCCAAGCAGCAAUGCACUUACCAUACAUAGUUUCCUGGGACAAAGCCUGAAGUUCUAUCCAGGGAGAGAAAGACUUGUCAAGUAACCAGAGAGGUGCAAUAGCAGCUGUAGACACAUACUAAUGGUAACAGCCUCUAGUGGCUUUGCUGCUUGUUGGGAAGCAAGAAUAUGCAUGCUUAGUUGAGCCAAUUGGGAAGAUUGCUGCAUAGACCAAUAGCCUAUUGUCUGCUGCAUUUGGCCCAUUCCAACCACGUCAACCCAUGUGAUGAAUCUCCCCACUACCCUUGCUAUUUUGCCUGAUAGGUGAGCCUUGCUGGAUAGCAGUCCACAUUUCUCCAUACAGUACUUCAUUCCUCCCUCCCACCCACUGCAACUGCUUCCUGAAGUCUGACAGCAGCAUACACCUUAUUUACACAUUCUGAGAUAAAUGCCCCUUCACAGGGAAUCUGCAUGUUGUUGCAAGACUGGGUUUGGACCCAAUCUAGCUAAGUUUUCUGGAUAGCCAAAGGACAUUGUGGGAUUUAAUCAUAGAAUUGUAGAGUUGGAAGGGGUCCCCCAAGGGUCAUCUAGUCCGACCCCUACAAUGCAGGAAUCUCAACCAAAGCAUCCAUGGCAGAUGUUUUACAUUUACUUACAGGUAUAUAUACCCCACUCUUCAACUCUUAAAAGGCUUCCACUUGGGAAAGAAUGCUCUUUCCAGAGUUGUUGAUGGGGAAUUUGGUAUUCUGAUGCACUUUACAUAUGUAUAUUCAACCAAGCUGCAGGGGGAUAUAAUCUUUUAACAAGAUAGUCUUUUUAACUAGACUAUGUGCCAAGAUACACACUUGUUUACUUAGGAAAGCCUUGAACUUAUGCAGGCUUUUGCAAUACCAAAAAAAAGCAAGGGAACUGUUCUCUUUAACAACAUAUCUGUAAAAUGUAAAUCCUGCUGUUGAGAUUCCUAUGAAACUACACAAAGUUCAGAUUGCUCAACUUUGUUGUUUUGGUCUGUUUCCACAUAUAUUGAGCAUUCUUUGGAGAUUCACAAAAACAGCAGGAUCUCAGGAAAGCAACAAAAUGGCUUCCUGCUGUGGGCUUCCCUCUGUUGUCCAAAAAAAGAAAUCAAUAUAUCUUGUGUCAAUAUUUUGAAAUGUAGUUACAUUUAUUUGGGGCGAGCUACAGAGAAUUCAUUGGGAUAAGCUACAUUUAAUGGCCUUAUUAGUGUCUUCGGCAGUUAAAAGACUUAUGAAGAUGUUUUCAAUUUAAAAAGAUGUAAACUCCAGUUUUUCUUAUGAAGCAAAAAUACAACAGGGAAAGUGUAUCAUUCAAUGCCAAAUUAAUGUUCAAUAUCACCCAGCAGCCUGCCCCUCCCACCCAAAAUAUUGCUUUUAAGACUACAAUAUUAUACACAUUUUUCUGGCAGGCAAUCCCCAUUAAAUACAGGCCAGGCAAACACCAAGGCUUGGAGACCAGUAAACUGCUCACUGAGCUGGCUAUGCUACCAUUUUAAUUUUGCAUGGGAUUCCUGGCAAAGCCAGAUGCCAUGCAUGUCUGUCUCUUAUUCUGGCCUCCCCAGGAGCCCUGUUGAGAGAAAAGAACCUGUCUGUUUUCUCCUCCAUUUCUGCAGUGCACAGAUGAGUUGUCAUGGAAUGGCUGGAUGCAGAGGAGUUGUCUGGGGAACCCCCCUAGGGAACCCCCAGGGGAAGAAGGCUCCAAGCUAGGGGAUUGGUGGUGGGAAGACAAUGUGUGGUCAGUGGGAGGAGAAGACUGGGAGGAGGAGUCAGUGGCAAAAGAGGUGACAAGGUUUAGUGAACCCAGGGUUUAGAAGCUGUGGCAGAGAGCAGCUCAGACUGACUCUACAGUGGAGGCUGGAGGGGAGAGUGGCCAAGAGGGAUAGUAGAGACAGAUUGCUGAUGAAUCCAGGGAGUCUGCCCCUCCUGCUGUGACCUCUCCCUCCUGGUCUCCCAGAACAUGCAGAUGAAAAGAGCAGAGAUUGAUUGCACACAUACACAGUAUCAGAUUGCUUGGGAAAUAACCUGGAGAGGAGGGAACUCAGUCCUCGCAACUUCCUCACUGGGGCAAGACUUGCUGGGAAGAGUUGCCAGGAUCACUAGGCUUGCUCUGUUUUGGUUUCUUUGAAUUAAGCGUUACCUUGCCUGACAUUGUGUUUUUUAUCGCUGACCUACAUCUGACUCUGGCAAUGCUCUGUAUAGAUUUCAUAGAGUGUCGAUAUUUGACAUUGUAUUGUUGUACUUGGUCAUCGUGUUGCCUUGGAUAUUACCUACAUCUGACUCCGGCUCCUGACAGUAUGUGAAUUUUACCUUUAUAGUAGGCUAGUUUCUAUACACAUCCAUCUCUAUCUUCAAUCUAAGACAGCAAGAAACAUCAGAGUUCAAGGACACAUCCCAGGCAGGAAAAAUACUGGAGGUACAAAGCAGGGCUGUUGAGGGAUGUGGCUUGGGGAGAGUCCCAAGGACCUAACAGCCCUGGAAGGCCACAUUUGCUUCUGCAGGGCCACUAGAUGUUAGUGGACUACAGCUCUCUUCACUGCUGACCACUGGUCAUGCUGCUUGGGGCUGAUAGUUCAGCAACAUCAGGAGGCCCACAGGUUCCCCACUCCUGGUUUAGUAUUUCAUGCAAAACAGGCCAGUGUUAACUAUAGUACAAAUUAAUGUACUAAGGCUGAAUUCCUAUACUUGGGAGUAAAUCCUCAUAAACUCAGCAGGAUUAUUUCUCAGCAGUCAUGCAUAGUAUUGCACUGCACUUCCCCUUAUUUGGAAGUAAGUUUCAUUGCACUCAGCAAAUGUUUUGGAAGGAGAAAGUGUUUUGACACUAAAUGCUAUCUUGCCCCUUUUUGCAAAGUCAACUUUUCAAUAUUUAAUUCAUGUUUUAUUGUGUUAUGACCUCUUGCUUAUAUAUAAAAUGUCUGCUCUUAAGUCUGUGAGGUUUUAUUUUGGGCAGGAUCCCUCCCUCCCCUCACAAAAAUGUUUGUUUAUCUCAUCAGUCCAGUGUCCAAGCACACAGUGCUACCCCUCAAGGGUCAAAGAGACCAUUCAGUGGAGUUGAGAGGACUGGCUCAUGUGCAGUAAUUCAAGGGUUCAUUUUAGACUUCCGGAGCUAGGCUCUGUCACAAACAAUAAUUAUGCCUGUCUGAAUUGUGCCAGCUAUUGCUUAAACUGUUUUGACUGGUUAAACACAAGAGCCUUUUGAAUCAUUUAGAAUCCGGCAGAGCCAGAAUGGCUGUAUCAAGAUUCCAAGAGAAGGAGAAAUAUAUAUUUUAAAAUCCAUCUAUGGCUCUUUUUGUUCAAAUUCAUUCAGCCUAGUCACUUCUGAUUUAGAAUGUACUUAAUGGGAAUCAAGCUGAAGAUUUUAAAUUAAUCCAGUGGAAUUUUGCUAGAUUGGUAAUUAAAACGACAUGUUAGGAUAUAUUAAGGAAUGUAAGAUUAAUACACUUACACUUGGAACUUCUAGUAUGGUACUAAAAGCAACCCUUUCAAGAAGCUGAAAUGCAGCAUAAUUGAUACAAUGCCUUUUAUUGAACCAGCUAGUCUAUAAACCUGGAAGAAAGGAUUAGAACUCCAUACUUUGAAGUAAGUUUAGGUGUCCAAAGGGGUGGUGGUACGGAAUAAUAUACUGUUUUAUGCCAACAGCAAUGAUCUGUCCUUGUUGGAGGAAAUUAGGUCAUAAGCUCACCCACAAGUUGGCAAGCUGGGGGGAAAUUCAGCAAACUGAUAAUUAAAUAUGGUUUUGCUUCCUGUGCAAUUUGGUUUGAGGUGCAAUCCUAGGCACACAUACAUGAAAUAAGUUCACCUGAACUUUGGAUUAAACAUGGGUAGGAUCAGGCUGUAGGGAUCCAGGUAAUUUGUAAUUCACUUAACAUGUAGCUUUAGAUCUUUGGUAGGCAGUGGUGGGAAUGGCAAAUGGUGGGAAAUUUGAUUGAAAGCGGCGCUGCUAGCAGAGGGACUCGGGAGCAGUGGCUGUUUCACCAGUGAUAUAUCGCUGAGUGAAACCACUAUCACACUCUGCCUUCAUAUGAUGCUGUUAUAAGAAUUUUGAGGUCAUAUAUAUAUUGUUCAUAAAACAUGUACAUGAAUGUACAGAAACAUGUCUGAAGCAGCACAGGAGGACAGGCCUGACUGACACCAUCUUGACUCUCUCUCUCUGACCAGGUGUUCCUCUGCAAGGAAGAAGGGGGGUGGGGGGAACCUUCUCAUUGUCUCAGGAAUUAAAGUGAUAAUCCCUGGCAUCCUGAUACCUGGGUGCCAGACAAAAGGGUGUGAUUAACUUGGCUGGGAAACAGGGAAAUGUAAAUAUCUCUCUUUUUUGUUGAUUAGGUUUUGGGGGCAGGGGGCAGGGUCCAGACUGCUCAGAUUACUGCCACCAGACCUCCCCUUUCAUGAUGUACCUAUGAUGAAUCUAGGGAGGGGGGUCUUGGGCUACACCCCUUCUGUGACAUAUGGAUGAUGCUUCUGGGGGUGGGCUGAAACCAAUUUCAAAUUUCUUUUUAAGGGCAAGACACCUUUGUUUGGGGUUCCUUCCUUGUUCUCCUGUGUGAGGGGAAGGACCCUGUUGCAACAGUGAAAAUAAAGGCUUUGCUUCUCAAACUUCUCUGGUUGGCCUCUGUUAUAUUCUCCAACCGAUGGAGAACCCAAUAAGGGAAUAAAGGCAGAUUUUUGCCUAAAUCAAUGCAGAGGGAGAAACAAGAUGUAUUGGCGAGGCUUGUUCCUCCCUCUGCAUCUUUUAACUACUCCACUGAGGAGUGUGCAGCUGAGCAGUUAAAGGAGCCCGCAGCCCAGCGCUGGCUCCUGUGAGCUGGCGGUGGGGUGGGGGCUUUAUGAAGCGGCUCAGCUGAGGGGCGUGCAGUUGGUUCUGCCCACUCGCCCGUGAGUAGGGGGAGCACCGGGGCUGUCUUAGCAGGGAAGGGGGAACCUUCCUGAUCCCCAGCUGAGCUGCGCAAACAAGCUGUGUUGCCCCAGCCUGUGAGUGCCUGGGUGAAACCAGUUCCCAAGGUGAGAGCUGGGGCCUUUUCACCAGGUGCCCUGGUGCAGGCCAAUGCAGCUUGCUUUUUCAGUGUCGUGGUUUGUCGACAAACCAGUGUUUGGCUGGCGAUAUUGUUGAAAAGCUGGUAUUGCCCAGCCCUAGUGGCUAGAUUAUAACCUUCUUCCUGACAUCUACUUAGAAGGGGUUUUUUCAAUAUGGGGGCUUUGAACUCCCCCUCCCACUUAAACAGCAAACCUGCCCACCUCCAUAUCACUGAGAAACAGCUUUUGAAACUGAACAAAGCUUCAAAAGCAGUUUGGACAGCAAAUCAGGUCAGGUUAGCAUAUCUGAAGGUUAAAGAUUAUACAGGGUCGAGGCUUCCGGGUUCAGCGCCAGCGUCGAUCGGCGGGGCUUUGUCUCGUCUCCGAGACGGCCCGUCUCUGCUAGGAGUGGGGAGGGCAGCGAGAGCGACGCUGCGCCCCUUAGAACCUCGGGAAGGGCGUCCCGAGGGCAAUUUGCUCGGCACAGACCCAAUCCGGACUCCCCAACUCUUCGGCUAGCUCUAAUAAGAGCUCCGGAGCGAGGAGGGUAGAAGUCGCGGGGGCCAUUUUGAGCGGCAACGUUAUUCUAGCAGGGAGAAGCUUCAAGCCGAAGGCGGAGAGCGCUGGAUUCUUCCGAAAAUAAAACGAUUGGAAAAGACUGUAAGUAACUUCAUGAUUUGGAUUAUUAUAAAACAAUUUGGAUCUGGGAGAGAGGGGAGAAAAGAGGAAGCCACCCCCCCCCACGGCAACAAAAGAGACAGUAAAUAGAAACCCGAAGCCAUAAACAGAAGAUUUACAAUUCAAAGGAUCCCUCAAAGGCAUCAAAGAGAAUCUCCCCUUUGAUGCAGGGUGAAAAGGGGAGAGAGACUGCGGUUUAUGACUGCCCUGCAAUUAGAGGCACAGCCUAAGAAAAAAACCUUUCCACUCGGGAGCCGGCAGCCCAGACAACCCAGUGAGUUGUCAGGUUUUAUAAGUCAAAUUUUACUUCACUUUGUAUUUCUGGACUUUGUGGAAUUUCUUUUUUGGCUUAAGUGUUUGUGAAAUGUGAGUUCGAACUUUAUUGUCAAUAAGACUUGAAGAAUGCAGCCAGCUUGUUAAAAUGGAGUCGAAAAAUAAACUGUGAUCAUAUUCCACCCCACGUGACAAGUUUUGACCUUGGCAGGACUGAAAUAUGUCAACAAAAAAGUGUUCCCCUGAGUUCCAGCGGUCUGUUUUGACCUUAAUGUGGGAAACAAGAAUAGAGUUAUGUCAAGAGGAGACACGACGGCAAGAGUUACAGGAAAAAUUCCAGGAGGUGAUGGCGGAAUAUGAUUUUUUAGGAGAUGAAGCUUUUGACGCUGAAAAAGAUGAAUGUGAGAAUGACAAUGAUGGGGAAGGAAAAGAAGAAGAUGAGGAUUGUGAUGAUUCAACACAAAAUGAAGCACACCACGAAAAAAAUGAUGACUUUACUCUACAAAAAGUUGGAUGGAGUGCCCUGCUUUUGAGGGGGGCACGAUUGGUAUCAUUGGAACUCCAGAACGCCCACAGGGAAGAAGGAAAAAAUAUGCAGAGAAGAGAAGAAAUUCAGGGGUCCUGUAUGGUGGCCUGGAUGACAAAAGACUGUAAACAGGGGGUGGGGUGAAGGGAAAGUGAUGUUGUGAUUAAGGAUGGAUUAACAGGUUUAUAACUGGUCUGCUGAUUUUGGAAUUUGCUGGAUUGGGGGGGGAAGCCGGCAAUCGGGGAUGUAAGGUUAAAUUGAGAAUAGUUAUAGUUUUAAAAGUGAAUGGAUUUUGGAAAAUGUGAAAAUAUGGAGGCUUAUAGAGGGAGAAAAAACAAAAAAUUAGGCACGGGAAGAGAAAAUGGGAGUUUGAUUUCUCAGUGAUUUGAAUAUUAGAUGAAAAUGUUAACAAUUGAUUUAUAAGUUGUAUAAGAUGCAAAGGUGUAUUUUUAUAAAGUAAGAAACUGUUGCAGAUGAUAAAAAAGGGAUGAAAACCGGGGAAGGGGGGGGAGGGGAA